ACUUACCAAAAAUAACAAUAAGUAAAACCGAUUUUUUUUAUUUCUCAUCUUUACUUCAAUCUUUAUUAUUAACCGGUUUAUUUUUGUAUUGAACUUUGUUUACAAUCUUACUCUUUCAUUAGUGAUCAGAAUAUGCCAAAUGCACCAGCUAAUAAUACAAUGAGUGUUAACCAAACAAAUAUGAAGAAAAAGUUGACUGGUCCAUAUGUUCAUGUAGCGAAGGGUAAAGGAGGAUCAAAAUUAACUUAUUCAAUUUCAAAUGCAGCCAAGAAACUGGACGAUGACAAAGACGGCUCUAAAAGAGGAUCUGGUGCACAUAUCUCACAAUAUCGAUCUCAAUACCGAGUUCUUGAUGAUGCAGCUCGUAGCCGUAGACAUCGUCAAAUGCUUGAUAAAUUGGAAAAGGAUAACUUUCAUGAAGAUCCUCAUGCAAACCUUGUGAUGCAUAAAAAAGCUCCAAAGUUUGAAGACCAAGCCAUCAAAUUGGGCUCAUCUAAUGUUAACAGCGGACCAGGACGUAGACCAGGAUCUCAUUCUCAUCAUUAUCACAAAUCACGUCAAGUUACUAUAGCAUCUCUUUUAGAGGAAGACUCUAAGAUGCCUCCGCCAAGUUAUACCACUGCUGUUGCACCAGCUCCAGGAAAAGUGACAGUCAAUGAUAAAGUCAUUUUUAUAGUAACUAAAAGACAUUUUUGCUGUGUUUGCGGUUUCAACGCUAAUUAUACUUGUGUAGCAUGUGGUAUGAGAUAUUGUUGUGUCACUUGCCUUCAAACACAUAGAGAUACUCGCUGUUUGAAAUGGACAGCUUGAUUAAAGAAACAGAAUAAGUCUGUAAAUAUCAUAAUACUAAUGCUGAUCUGUAAAUUUUUUUAUAAUUUUUACGUAAAUAGUUCGAAUCUGACAAAUCGAAAGGAUGAUUAAAUUAUUGAACAUAUUUUACUAUA
Molecule: messenger RNA, 944 nt
Organism: Tetranychus urticae (two-spotted spider mite)
Lineage: Eukaryota; Metazoa; Arthropoda; Arachnida; Trombidiformes; Tetranychidae
Product: zinc finger HIT domain-containing protein 1
Biological process (GO): chromatin remodeling
Source: RefSeq, a predicted model, not a curated record